UGCGAUUGUAUACACAAAGAACGAGUGCGACCCAAUAGACGACAAUAUAAACUAAAAUUAUUUAAAACGCACAUUUUCGAACUUACAAAUAAAAUAUUUAAAAAAAAAAAAGGUUUGAAUAUGCCUGAGGGAUUCCUAAAAAUCACCUACCACUAUGCACCUGCUGGUUCAGCGAAGAAACUGAAUAUAUUUGUGCCAAUGCCAUCCGAUCAAUUUGAUCAUUUGUAUUCAGAAAUUGAGAGGUACCUGUUUGAGAAGCGUGAUCUGCCUGUUUGCAAUUUUAGGAUAUAUUGGAUUGAUUCGGAUUCUGAUGAAAUUGAUCUCUCCAAUCAACGUGACUACGUAAUUUUCUUGGCAAAAUGCGAGAAGAAUAUGCAUUUGCAUAUUGCUAUCGAUGAUGAUCUCUCAAAUUUCAUUACUCAUAAGGGAAUAGAGUGCGAUUCAUGCAAGGCUUGCCCACUGAUCGGUUUUCGCUACAGGUGCAUGCAGUGUCCCAACUUUGAUCUGUGCCAGGCCUGCGAGUCGGCACACAAGCACCCGAAGCACUUUAUGGUGCGAAUACCCGCCAACCAACAUCGGGCCUAGAUUUGUUGAUGCCUGGAUAACUUACUCGCGCAAACAACUAAUGCACUUUGAUAGGGAUGCAGACGCGUGCUAGACAUUCGGACCAACAUCCUACAUUUGCACAAUGACAAUAAAUUCAUAAAAUGAUCACUUGCAUAUUUUUCAUUUCAAAGUGCAAACGACGGACAAGUGCGUUUCACCUGUUUUCAUAGACUGUGUCAACAAAUGACGAUCUAAUCAAAAAGAGCUUCAAUUUAUGUAUUUAACGGUUUGAUAAAACAUUAAUAACCUGCAUUUAAA
This is a messenger RNA of Drosophila virilis, 864 nucleotides long. Its product is annotated as protein ref(2)P. Lineage: Eukaryota; Metazoa; Arthropoda; Insecta; Diptera; Drosophilidae. The record is from RefSeq and is a predicted model, not a curated record. Gene Ontology annotation, biological process: mitophagy; aggrephagy; endosome organization. Gene Ontology annotation, cellular component: amphisome; aggresome. Gene Ontology annotation, molecular function: protein kinase C binding; K63-linked polyubiquitin modification-dependent protein binding; zinc ion binding.